GAAUGUAAUUAUGGGAAGUAAUUAGAGAAAAAUUAAUGGAAAGGUACCUUCCAUUAAUCUUCAGAAAUAUUCCCUUUCUGAAGAUUGCCUUUUAUAUGUAGUCCAGGCAAAAAUAAAUUUAUUCCCCAAAUUUGAAAUCUUUCUGCAUUUCAAAGUUUCUCAAAUUUUUUUGAAUUUGUUUUUUUAAGUGAAAUUUUUAUGUCAGAACUAUAACUUGAAUUAUUCUGGCUAAACUUAAACAUUUACUAGAUUGUCAUUUCUAUAUCUGAAUCUGUCUUUGACUUUCUGAGAACCUGGAUAACUGGAACAUUUUUAUCCCUUCCAUGUCAGCACGUUGCUUACACAUGUAUAACAAAGAGAAUAACUUUGACCAUUGCUUAUUUUUUGUGAGUACCUUUUAUUUUGGCCUGCUGACAGAUAUUCAGGAGAAAAUUGGGUGACGUAUGAAUGAACAGUUUCCAACUUUUACCACAUGGAAAGACUUCUGUACAAACUAUUACAAAUGCAGAUUGAAAAUUGCCUGCUCACUUAGUGACAUAACAGGCAUGCUGUAGCAUUUUUAGGGACAAAAGCUCCUAUUGUAGCUCCCUCGACUGUCCUCAUUCUCCAGCUGAGUUUGUGAAGAUAACAGAUGUGAAGAGAUUUGGAGAGCCACCACCACUGCAGUGUUACACUAAAAGCCAGUGGGACCACCUCAACAGUGACAUGUUUCUGGAACUGCUUGCAUGAUUGAUAGUUUCUCAUCACUUCCAUGUGGUUUUGGCUGCCCUUGGUCUGGCCAGCAAGAUUAAACACAGAGGAAAUAAGUAGAAUCUUCUAUUAUUUCCACCAGAAAAUGGGAUUAUAGAAAGAUCCUGUGCUUUGCAGAGAAUUCAAGUCAAAAUAAAGCUGAGAAUCUGGCUAUUGAAUCCCUAAUAUUAACACUACAACUGAGCAAAGAAACUUUUCCACUGCCUACACAAAACUGGAUUAGAUUGAUUGGUCUCUAUCCCUCACAGGAUUAUUCAAAAAACUGUGGGUCAUGCCUGGUUAACCAUGUCAUUCCAGCUCUGAAUAUCACUGUACUGAAAGGAUUUUCAGCAUAUUGAGACCUGUUCAAAAACAACUUUAUGGUCCUUUCAGUGCUCUCACAGUCUCAUCACAGUGUCCAUCCCUCUUGGGAGAUCCAUGUGCUUAUCAGAGGAUUUCCAAAUUCCAAAACCCCUGCCAUGAGCAGAGACAUGUCUGCCCAUGCUCUGCACUCUGCUGCUUUAGUUCCAAACACUCUUAAUAAUUUUGCAAAGAGGUGAGCACACACUGAGUACACAACAUUACCCCUAAAGGCAGUAGAGGAGGAGAGCAAUGUGCUGGGUGUGUGGAGCACAGUACCAGGAGCUAGUUCAGGUGCGGACACAGUUUCUCUGUAGAGGAGAUACUUUCAAGAGGCAGAUGGGAAGGAAUAUCAAGCAGCUGCUCUCUUAUGCCAAAGCACAACAGCUGAAGGAUGAGUGCACAGUGAAGUGCUGCAUUGCAAGCUUCUUCCACAUUUGUUAUACUAAAGAAAUUUAGCAUCUAAGGGAUCAUCUUAUUAGCAUUCAGCAAAUCCUCAUGACUAUAUUCUCCCCGAAGUCACGACCUGAGCAUUGCUACAGCAAUUGAAACAGAAACAAAAAAAUACAGACUUUUCUCCAAGAGAAAAACCCAAGGUCAGAUUCUUAUCUUCAAGUGUUUGCUAACUAGAGAACAGGAAAUCUGAGACAUCUACUAGCAAUGACAUAAACAAGACUAAGUUUACUCCCUGAUGCAAUGCAGCUGUCUUCAAAAAGCUAACACAUAUUUUUUUUGUGCUCUGUGAGGAGUGAUUUCCCCAUGAUUUUUGAAAGGACAUUGUAAUAAACCAGUCCUUUCCACCAGGAAGCUGAUAAUUUGAAACCCUCGUACACAGACUUGGAAUUAGCUGCAGUUGGUGGGCUGCAGAGUGGAUAUGACAUCCUGUGAAGGCAGAGCCUUGAGGCGUCAAACCAUGACGUUCCAUGUAAAGCUGGAUGCAGCUUGGAGGAAGGACCAUAGUGACCCCUGUGUCCUGAGACCUGCAAGCCCCAGAACCCCCUAAAUGUUCCACUGAAGGAGGAAACAGCAGCCACUAAAGGUGCUGUUCCAGCUGCUCUUCUAGGCUCCACCUUUGCUUCCAGCUGCUCACUCCUACUGUUUGGGAUGGAAGGACCAUUGAGUGAGGUCAAGGACCACAAAUGCCUCUGCAGAAGUGCUCCCUCUGCCGUGGGACAGGACAUAAGGCAAAUGGGCAGCCUGAGCAUAAGGAUGACCAUAUCAUAUGAAGAAAAACUGCAACCAGAAAGUCAAUCUUACAGCCUUUGGAUGAAUAGCAAGACUGUCAAGAAUAUUGGAAUAUAUGAAGUCAGGAGAUUUUGCUGAGAGAUGGAAACAGAACCUAUUAAAUACUGGAAGAGAUGACAGAUAUCAAGCAAACACAUACUUCAACCAAGUACUAAGGAUACUUUAACAUAUUAUUCUGUGGAACAACUACCUGCAAAAGAAGAGCUACACGGAAUGUUUAAUGCAGCUGCUAUAGAGAACUCACGCUGGAGAAUAAUAUUUAAUCCCUGAUGUGAAUCAUCCCCAGAAGAAGUGAGGGUGCUUUGGAGAAAACUGGUAUGAACCAUUCAGGCAAAGCCUGGGGGAGAAGGAACAACUGAACAUUGCACUCAGCCAGGGGUCAAGCACUCAGGUUUGAUUCUUUCAUGUUACCAUUACAUACAUCCUUGAGGUUUCACCGCUAAGCAAUUUUUCAGACUAACACUUUUGAAAACAAAAGGUCACUGUGAAAAAAAUCUAUUAUAGUAAGGUUUUGCAAAAGACGACAGGAAAAGGGCUGUAUUAGAAGGAAAAAAGAAGAAUAUUUGGAGCACAGGAAAGAGAGCCCUAUUCCUUUUGAAAAAGUGUAAAUAGAAGGCAGGAGGAAGAGAGCCAAAAAGAGAGACAAAGGUAAAGAGAGGACAAGGCCAAAUAGAUUGUAUAAGAGAGACUUGCAAAUAAAAGCACAGAAGUCAGGAAACUGGGCAAAAUUAAUCAAGCUGGGAGCAAAGUGGAAGCUAGCUGUAAAAGGUCACAGCAAGGUGUGCUCAUGGGAUUGAAUCAGGUUUUAAAGGAGGCAGGUGAGUCAACCUGCAAAAAAAGUUGAAGACAGCUUCAGGAAGAUGAGAAUUUAAUCCACAGGAGAACUGGGAUAGAGGGAAAGCAGCAUGUAGAGGUAGCUCCGGUGUUAUUUUUUUCAUGACAAUUAAUAAAGGUAUUUUAGGUAGGCAAAGUGAAAAUGUUGGUAGUUAGCUGUAAGUAGCUAUUGGCCUCAUUUGGUCUCAGUACUAACCAGAUGUACCUGCUACAUAUUCUGAUGGCUUCCUUCCUCCUUAAAAAUUUUACUUUGUCUAUGGAGUUCAAGUAAUAGAUGAUGUAUGAGCUCAGGCACAGCUGCACAGGGCCUGCUCUCAGUAGGAUCUCUCUUCAGGGAGUGCCUGAAACCCAAGCUGAGGCCACUGAAAGAGCAAGGGUAGACACAAAUCUUUAAUUUUAAGCAUCAAGCUUCAAGCUGCAGAUGAGCUCGUCAGAGUCCUCUAAUUCAACCUGGAGAUCUCCACCGCUUAGAUAUCUCUGCUGCUCCCCAGAACCAACAUCUAAUCAGUCCAGCUCACCCUGCAGAAUUUGCUAACAUCCUUGAAACUAGUCCAAAGCCUCGUAUGACUGUUCAAGCAAAUGGAAAGAAAACAAAGUUUCUACUAAAAAGAACUUCCAAGAAGAGAUUACAAUCUUUCUUCUAUAUUUACAUUACAUACAGAGGGCACCCCAAUCAAUUGUGAAAAUAUAUGGAAUUUAUACAAAUUUUAUGGCCAGAAGAAACAAUUACACUGUUUUUAUGACCAGAAGAAACAGUUGCACCACUAUCCUUUGGUCAAAAAUUCUUCGUAUGAGAUCAGUAUUAUGCCAGAAGAAUUCUGACAGGACUGUGUUGAAUUGGCAGGAGGCUGUAACAGUGUGCUUUUGCUGAUGUCCCAGCUAUGCAAGGAGAUUCAAGCCAAAAUUUAGAGAUUCUGAGCUGAGACAGAAACUCUACAAGGAAAGGAUGACACAUUCUCUCCUAAUGUCCAGUCCCAGCAAAGAUGCAUUGUGAUCUUUGCACUGGUAUGCUGCUUUGCAAUUCUGGUUGCACUGAUAUUUUCGGCAGUGGAUAUUAUGGGAGAAGAUGAGGAUGGACUCUCAGAAAAGAACUGUCAAAAUAACUGUCGGGUUGCUCUCGUGGAAAAUAUUCCUGAAGGGAUCAACUAUUCAGACAGUGCACCAUCCCAUUUGUCUCUUUUCCAAGGCUGGAUGAAUUUGCUUAAUAUGGCUGAAAAGUCUGUUGACAUAGUAUCUUCCCAGUGGGACCUCAAUCACAGUCAUCCAUCAGCAUGCCAGGGUCAACGUCUUUUUGAAAAACUGCUUGAACUGGCGUCUCGAAAUAUUGAGAUAAAACUAGUGAGCGAUAAACUGCCCAUGGAAUCAAAGGUAUUAAACGACUUGAAAACAAAGGGUGCUGAAGUGUUGUAUAUGAACAUGUCAGCAUAUAAUGAAGGUCGGCUUCAGUCAUCGUUCUGGAUUGUUGAUAAGCAACACGUAUACAUUGGAAGUGCCAGCCUGGACUGGAGAUCACUGGGACAGAUGAAGGAACUUGGCGUCAUCGUAUACAACUGUAGCUGCCUGGUCCUGGAUUUACAAAGGAUAUUUGCCCUGUAUAGCUCAUUAAGGUAUAAGAAUAAAAUACCUCCGAGUUGGUCUAAGAGACUCUAUGGAGUGUACGAUACUCAAAAUAAACUGACACUGCAGCUGAACGAGACAAAAUCAGAAGCUUUUGUGUCGAACUCACCCAAACUCUUCUGCCCCAAGGACCGAGUCCUGGAUAUCGAAGCUAUCUACAGUGUUAUUGACGAUGCCAAACAGUUUGUGUACAUUGCUGUCAUGGACUACUUGCCCAUUGUCAUCGACACCAACGCUAAACGGUACUGGCCGUAUUUAGAUGGGAAGAUAAGAGAAGCAUUAGUUUUACGAAGUAUUAAAGUACGACUUCUCAUAAGUUUCUCGAGAGACACAGAUCCCCUUACUUUUAACUUUGUUUCAUCUCUGAAAGCUAUUUGCACCGAAGUUCCAAGCUGUAGUUUGAAAGUUAAAUUCUUUGACCUUGAGGAAGAGAGUGCCUGCUUUCUUAAAGAACAUAAGAACACUUCCCUUCCCAAACUGAAUCGUAACAAAUACAUGGUGACUGAUGGAGCUGCGUAUAUUGGUAAUUUUGAUUGGGUAGGAAAUGCUUUUACGCAGAAUGCUGGAGCUGGCCUUGUUAUCAACCAAGCAGACGCGGGGAACAGCACAAGCAUCAUUAAGCAACUCAAGGCUGUUUUUGAAAGGGACUGGUAUUCACAUUAUGCCAAAAGUUUACAACCAACAAAAAUCCCAAACUGCUUUAACCACAAACUCAAUAAAGGAACUUCAAAUAAGACUUCCAUGAGCAAUGUGAAUUAGAAAGACUAUUUUACCGUUUAGUAUGGCAAUGAAGAAUUAUGUUGGGGUGUAGCCUUCUUUCAUAUUUACAGACAAAAGACUUAAAGAAAAAGCAAAAAAAAAAAAAGAAGUUUGGUUUGGGGGGGUGUUUUUAGGAAAAAGCACACUUAUAUUAAAUCUGUCUAACCUAUAUUCUCUAUAUGGAUUAUUUAAGACUUUCAAAUUUGUUACUUCUGACACUGAAUGUCAUUUCCACUUCCAUGUAAAUUUUAAUGUUCCACAUUUAAAUUUAUCAGCAAUUUAUGAGCAUGUGUCAAUGUUUCUGUUUUAGGACUUUCCCCAAUUGCCAACCUGGUUAGAGCAAACCAUGAGGCAAAAUGAAGAUUUGAGCUAUGAAAUGGCAUUCUAAGAUCAGUUAUUAUUGACAUACAGAUAAAUGGUAGGUUUACUGUAAUAGAAAAUGUAAAGGAGUUAGCAAAGUUUCACCCAUAAAAUAAUUCCUUUUGAAUAACUACUCUGUCAUAAAAAUACUUACUGCUUUUGAGCGUUUACUUUGAGUAUCACUAUUCCAUGUCUUCUAAAUAGCCUUAAAAUACAUUGGAGUUACAGGACUGGUAAUUCUUUCAUCUCCUAACAGUAUGAGAAAUUUUUGAGGGGUUGGGGUUGGCCUCAUCAAGUUUGUCAUAUUCCUUAAAGCCUCUCAGAUUUUUUGUCAAAGUACUGUGGAUUCCUUUCAACAGAAUAGUUAUUUCUAAUUACAUGCAUUUCAUCUAACAGUGAAAAUCUCUGGGUUAAUAGCUAAAACCUAGAAAUGGUUUUUUUAUGUUUUUGUAAUCUGAAGAAAAUUUCUUCCCCAAGUUAAAUAUUUGUCACGUGUGAGUCAGCAGAUAUGUGAUGACUCAUUAUUGAGCCAAUGCACAUCUCAAAAUUAAAUACUGCUUUUUAGAAAGGCCAAGGGUUAUGAAAAAUCAUGCAAUAAUUGUUGUUAAAUAAUCAUACAGUAAUGUUGUUGAUUUUUACACCUGAAGAAUUUGAUUUCCUAGCUUCUACUUUGAAAAGAAAUAAAAAUUGUGAAGUGACAUUUUUUGUAAAAAUAUCAUCCAUAUAGUUAAAUACACCUGCAUGGACAGAAAGUGAUGCCUUCAUUUAGACCACAGUUUUAGUUGGUGUCAAAAGUGUGCCUCUACAAUCACAACUAAGUUGCACCAAGAAGCAACUGAUCUAUAAAAGUGUGAAUUUGCUCUUUAAAGAAAUGCACAGAAAUGUUUGAUGACAGAUUUUUCUCCAGUCAGAGCUGUAAUAGCAGAGUUUCAUAAUAAAAAUGUUUCACUACUAUGCCUCUGCUUCCAUUGAAGAAACACAGCCAUGAAAGCAAACUGCAUUCUGUGUUUUGUUAAAUAUUCACAGAACUUUUUCCAAAAUGAUGACUUUUCUUCUCAUCUCCUGAAGGCACACUUCAAAAGCAGAGGGCAAAUAGAGAAAGAAACCCAACCACUUUCCAAUGUAUUAAUCUUACAAAGAAGUUAAAAUGCAUCUUGACUUUCAAAACAUAUCUUACACUUAUAAGGUGAAAAAAUUCAAAUUUAUUUCCACAGUGACCACAGCUUAGGAAAUUCUAAUAAAUUAACACAUGCACAACUUCAGAUUGUCUGCUAGAGAUACCCCACAAGACUAAUUAUGACCCCAAAAGGCACACUUUUGACAAAGAUUUUUUGUUUAUUUUGCAAUUGCAAAGAUUUACAUCUUCUCACUGAAAAUGAUAAAUCAAAAAAGAUUGUCAGAUUUUACAGAAAAUAUUUUGCACAACUCCAAUAGUCAAUAACAUUUUCUGAUAUUCAGAUAAACACAUGGCAUGUAUUAGUCUCACACACACAUAGAACAGCAUAUAAUCUGUUAUACUGAUAAGAAACAAGUUUUUUAAAAGAAAAAGGUUUCCUGUGUUGCUAUGAGGAAAGAUCUUUGUGAGUAGAAAUUUCUGGAUUUUCUUCCUUCUGUAUUUAAUUUAGAGUAUGUAUAGCAUGUAUGGGAGAGAGAUUCUAAGAACUUAACUUACUUGUUGGGGAUUUUUUGUUUUGUUUAAGAAAUGAGUAUUAGUCCAGAUUAAUUACUAAUGAAAAUUUCAGCUGAGUUGUACCACCAAUAACUUUAGUCUUGUGAGUCAAAAACCCACAAAAUGAACAAACAAAAAGCCCACCACAUUUUUAAAAGCUGGUUGAGAUAGUUGUACAGUUUCGAGGUCCCUAUGGAUAGGUGACCUUAAAGUUUGAGAUAAACUUAAUACCAUGACCUUACAUAAAACACAAAAUAAUUCAUGCAAACAAAAAAACCCCACUGCCUGUUAUAUGUAGCACCUAAUGGCAAUAAUACACAAUAAUCAAUCAAUGUAGGGGUUUUUUCCCCCUCUAGUAUUAUAGAUACUGCAUAAUUUUAAAUGACAUCUUGUAUAAAAAUUGGAGGAUCUGCGUGGAACACAAAUUUGUCAGACGAUAAAUCUAAGUUGGGUUUACAAAGCAGGGUUUAUUGAUGAAAUCAAACUGACCAUUGACUGAUUUAGUAUAACAAAUGAAUGGUAAAAUAGCUUUACUGGACAGAUCCUAGGAAAAUGCAGAUCAUGAAUACUAACAAGGUCUGCUGGUUUGCAAAUAUUUUAUUAUUGGCUAGAUAAACAGAUUCUUGGUGCUUCAACAACCCCCCUCAAAGAGCAGAUACAUAAAAGUACUUUUUAAAAGUGGUAGUAUAUUUUUGUUUUAUGAAUGGAAGAAUUUAGGUGGUUUUGAACAACUUUCAACUCAAAAUACUGGCCAGCCAUCCUAUAAAUGGAAUGGCAGACUCAAAUUCCAUUUGGUAUAAAGUAUGGAUCAAUACUGUAAUAACUGUUUAGAAUGGCGUCAGCUCCAAAGUAGUACAUAAGACCUUGACCUAUUACAUUAGCCAAAAGACAAAGUGCAUCCCUGAACUUCAGCAAAUAGGAAAUUUAAAAUACCAGAUUAUUUUUUGAAAACGUAUAAGGGGAUUAUUGCCAAUUCUUUGGCCUGGGCCAGCGCUGUUACUGUUUAACUAGAUUUGUUAAAACAGCCUCAGUUUUGGCUUCAGAUCCUUCUACCACUGUAAUAAAUGGGAAGCAAAUCCAUUACAGUGAUUUCACACUAGUUUAGCUGGGAUCAGAAUCUAAACCAGUUUCCUCUUGCUUCCAAUCUCCUGAGUAGCACCACUGCACAGGCUAUUUCCUAAUGUAACAGGGAUUUGCAUUCAGGGGUUUCUUACAGACCUCACAGGCAUAACCCAAAAGAUGCACUUUCUCUAGGCCCUUCUAACUGGCAUUGGUAACUCUGUCAUAUUAAAGGCAAUUUCCUAAACAGAACGGUUUUAUUCUUAAAGAAUAUAGACUGUAAUUGUUGUUUGCUGCAAACAUUUACUAGUGCCUUAUUCAUACAAGUUUUUGUUUAACUGUUCCUCACAUGAAGUCCUGCUAAAGAUCCUGUACCUUGUAAUGAGGCAUAGAGCAAACUUCCUAAGUAAGAAGACAUUGUGAUGUUUACAGUUUAGUACCUAAAACUAGAGUCACAAAAAGACAAAAAGUGGCUGCAAGAUGUUGGUCCAAACCACAAGCACAUCUAAACUGGAGCAUUUUUAUCCAAUCCCUGUUCAAGAACUAAAUUUCACAAUUUACUCCUGGCUUCUUUAUCCAGUUAUCUACAACACAGUUGAAUUAGUCUGUCCUGCCAAGGUAUAAAAUCUGAAUUCCCCCAACAUCUGGCUGCUAUCAAAACCAUAAUCACAGAAAUUUCUGUAAGCACAGGUUGAAGCCCAAAUGUCACACAGUGGCUACUUUCCAGAUCUUGCAUGUUAAGUCUCAAGUUGUUGUGGGCCAGCUACUUUUUCUGCCUGAAGCAUGAACUAGUAUCCACAGCUACUCUCACCUCUUGUUUGAAGACCAGAAAGGCAUGGAUUGUGUGGUACAGCACAAUGGCUAUAGCUGUACCCUAACAGGAAAAUAUUUAGGCUUUACCCAAUGUAGGGCCAGGUAUUCCUCCCAGAAAAUCCAGGCUGUGCUGGUGGUUCAGAAGAGAGCUUGAGAAACAAGUAGAAAUGCUUCCAAAUGCUAUUUUUAACACCUACCCAUUAUUUGCUAUACUACCAGCUGCCUAAAUUCUACUACUUUGUUGAGAUUUGCACACAUAAAAGCUGAACAAAUAAGUUCUGUUAUCUGCCAGUUAACCCUAAUCUAAGAAAAAAUACAGAAAAUUUAUAGGGGUUUUUUGUGACUUUAGCAUGUACUUACUGGAAAGAGUGAUUAGAGUGCACUCUCAUCAAGAUGGUAAAGACAUCAGCUGGCUCUUCCAGUUCUUCAGUCUGAAGUUCUAAAUAUCCCUGUCUCAGAUGGUUAUACACUUGACUCCUGAGAAUGGCCUCAUGGAGUACACUAAGUUAUCUUCAAACCUUUCUGGUCUUCAAAAUUAACUCAUCAUUGUAAUACAAAUAUACUGACUAAAUGUUUAGUAUGUUUCCUGAUGGUAAUUUCUGGUGCUGUGUUUUUCUUCCACUCUUACCCUUUCUCUCUCUGCAGCUAAAAUAUAUUCAUGGUUUUUCAGUCAUCAUUAUUCAAAUGCAAUCUGUAUAAAGAAACCAGAAUGAAUCCUUGGUGUGUUUAAAAUUCACAAUGAUGCCUCCCGAGUUAAAGGUACCACUUCUGACACUGCUCCACUUCUAACACUGCAAGGUAUAGCAGCUCAACUGAUACUGUAGGAGAUUGCUUUUCUUAGCUGUAGUUUUUCACUUUAAUUACUGCUGGAUGUUAUUUAUUAAUUUCUCAGUAUUGAAUCAGGUUGCUCUUGGAUCAUCACUUUGCACAAAUGCCUUAGAAGCUUGCCAAACUAGCAUGUAAAAGAGACCUCAUUCAAAAUAGUUUAGACAAGAAAAAAAGAACUCAUGUGCUUUACACUCUGAAGGGUGCUGAAGUCAAUGGAUAAACUCUGGUCCUAUAAUAAAGUGGAGCUUUCUAUUGUACCUCCGGUUUAGAUUAAUCCUGCAUGGGCUUCCAGGAAAGUCUGUGAGAAUUGUUUGUUUGAAUUACCUUGUGAUCAGGAAUUUACAGAGAAUCUGAAAAUAAUCCAGCUGUAUUGAGUGGUUCAACACAGCAACAGAACUGGGUUCUCAUGAAAACACAUUUAUAUUCCAUAUCCAUACAAUUCAAACUGCAUUAACAUGCUAAUGUCAUGUUUUCCCUACAGUUCAAAAACAUGUAGGACAAAAAUCAAGCUACAGCAGCCUAUUUCUGAAAACGUUAUUAAAAACAGAUUUUAAGAGCUUAAUUCAACUCUGGCUGCAAAUUAUUCUGCUAUACUAAUGUAGUCAGCUCUAUUUUGUUCACAACAAAUUCUACGCUGAGAUUUUACAGGAAGACUCAGUAACUUUUUAACUCUAUAAAAUAAGCAUGAUCAUUCUCCCUUUAAGAACUGAAAGAAGGUUGAUGGCCAAUUCAGGCUACAGAACAUAACAAAAUAUAAUAAAAUGGCUGGCAACUGCAGUAUUCCAGAGGAUAAUUUUGUGUUAUUUUGUGUUGCAUGGCCACAACCAUGAACAAUAUGAAUUACAUGUAUCACAGUGGUGUUGCGUGAACACAUGGUGGACAUUGAAUAUCAUACAGUAAAAUCCAUCCCUCUUGUAACAGCAUAAAAUGUAGAAAGAUAGAGAGGAAGGGGCAAAAAGAGCCAGAGGCAAACUAACUUGGAUCAGCUUGAGUUAAUGGACUGGAUGCUGACACAAAAGCUCUGGAUUGCAUUUUUAUUUUGUUCCUUUCUCUGCAAAAUCCUGUGUUUCUUAUGCAUCCUCCUUGCUUAUCUUGAUACGAGUGAAAUCCCAUGAUUGUUUUCAGAAUGAGGAAAGAACCUUUAACAACCACGAACUUAUGCUGAAUGGAAAGAAAUCAGCACAAAUAAAAGUCCAUUGAUUUCUCUUUAGCAGGUACCAAGUAGUAAAGCACUAUUUGAAAUGGGACUCCUCCUUGGACAUUAGAAAUUUCUAGUACAAUAUAAGCAAAAAAUUGACAACAUAGAAGGCACCUGCAAAUUUCACAUCGCACGCAGCAUUUGCUUGUGGUUUGCUUGUUCUCUCAAUGUACAAGUACAGUCAUCAGACAGAUACCAUUCUGAACUAUGGAUAAACUGGUGAAAACUAAGCACAAGUAUCAGGCGAUCCAACUUGACACACUCAAAUGAGGAAAAAGAAUCCUCCCAGAAGAGCUAACUGUAUAAAGUUUAUAAGUCGCUUAGAAGCUAGAAUUGUUUUCAAAUGUAACUUUGAGGGACUUAAUGUGGGUUUUAAUGGGGAAGGAAUCUUUAUGUUAAAGAUUAAAAGCAUGCACUGUUAUAUGUAGUGUCUAAGCAAAACAGCAUAUAAAAUGUAAAAUGAGAAGCUCUUCAAAUGGAAGUAUGUAGACUAACUUUUUAUGGACUGACCUGCUAACAAGUAUUUUCUAGUAGAUUUCAGUCUAGUAGAUCUCAAUGUUAAAUUACUUCACAAUAAUCUCUUAAAUUACUCUGCAAGUAUUCCUUAUUUGUGUUUUUUCAAGUUACACUGUACCUGUAUUCAGUGUUUUACUUGAAACUUGACAAAAAAGCAGGAUGCUUCUGGAAGUGAUAGCUGUUUCUUUCUAAAGUUCAGAGGACUUCCUCUCUUCUAACUUGUCUCUUAUUGUCUCUUACUUCUUCAGCAAGCCAGUCCAGACAUUUGUCAUGGCCUGAGUAGCAAAGAAAAUGAAGUGUUUUUAGACAGCUGCUGUUUAUGAAAACUGCUGGCUGUUCAACAUGUUCUUGCCCUUUGAGAGAUCCCUCACCUAAUGAGAUACUAGAAGUGUAAUAAAGGGGGCCAAGCAUAUAAUUCCAGGUGCCUCACAUAAUUCUUCACCUCGAAAGACACAUAUGCAGAAUCUGGGAUAAGAGAUGGAAGGUGUGGGUGGGGAGAAUGCUUGGCUGGCUUUAAAUGAGGUAGAUGGUCUUCUGAUGACAUAAAUACCUCUUCUGGUGAGCUUGCUUUAUUCUAGAAUAAACCAUUCUUUACCACACAGCCAGAUUUGCAAUGACUGAAAUGUGUGGCUAACUUUAGCAUGAAAAGGUGAAAGGUCAAAUGCCCCUCAUCUUUAUGAAUUGAACUAAUUUCUUUACUAUGUGAGAGGUAGAAGAAGCAGGUAACAUUUGCUCUUCUGAGGGAACAGGCCAGGUUGCUACUAGAAAUAGAGCUGAUAAGGUUUCUAAAACAAGCAAAGAUCUUACACAUCUGACUUCUAUUAAUUCUCACGAGAUGGUGCUUCUCUGUGGGAACUUGGGGCUCACAGCUUUUGUACCAAUUUCUUUGUGGCAAACUGUCAGACUUCUCAGGAGAGCUCCUUUUCCUCCUUCUCACUAUGCUCAAGACAGUUGUGACAUCUACUUUUAACAAUCUCCAGAUUCUUCAAAGACAUUUCUAAACUAGGCUAUAAGAAUUUUCCUUGUGAAAAGGAAAAAUGAAGGGCAGGUUCAGUGAGGAAUCCAAAGAACCUAGUACAAAUAUUAAAAUACAUAAGAAUCAGGAUCAAAACCACAAGGCAUUCUCAUUUUUGCCAGCAAAUGAGACUUGGGAGGGUAAAUGAAAGGCAAAUGCAGUACGUCAGAUUAAUAGGACUGGAAUUUAUAAACCAAAAUUCUUACUUCUAUGGACAGUCCCCACAUCUGAACUGCUGCUCUCAGUAUGCAGAAAUGCAGUGAAGAAUCAGAGAACUGCUUUGAUGUCCUGUAUAAAGGUUUCAGCAUUCAAAGUCUUAUGUCCAUUUCUCAGUGUAUACAGCUUAGAAGGUAGGCUAAAAAAUGGGAUUCUGUGUAUAUUUAUAUAGAUCUUACUGCCAAAUAAUCAUUGAAAACCAGUCACUUCUCACAGCAGUUGUGUCUUCAGAUGUCACCACAGAGAUCUUAUGGAACACGUCUGGAGAAAGAAAAGCAACAUCUGUGGCAGCAAGUAAGCCAACCAAAAAAAGCUGCAAGCCCAUUUCCAAGUGCUAGUUGAUACAAUAAAAGCAUUCAAGUACCCCCAUCCAGAUCAGAUUCCAAAUGUCCUUGUAUCAGAUUCCAAAUGCAGACUUGAGGCUCCUCACACACAUACACUCAGAGACAUAUCCUCAAAGGAAAAAUUAGUAUCUUUGCUAGAAGAGCUUGGAACAUCUCUAGCACAAUUACUUGUUCCACUGCUGUCCUACUCUUAAAUAAGGCUGACAGGAAAUAGUACAGCUUUCUGGAAAGGGCCACAUAUCCUUUACUAGAAAAUGCAAAUAUGCACACAAAGAGACUCAGAAUAAUGAGCUACCAAAGUGGACUCCUGGCUGCACACAGAGGGACAUCAGUGUCACCAUUUCUGAUAGCACACACCAAAGCCAUCUACUCACCUUGUCAUUCCCACACUGCAUGUGGGCCAAAGCUCACUUUAAAAAAAAAAAAACAAAGGGCAGUGUUUCUCUCUGAAUGAAACAUUCCGGAGAGGAUUAUACCGUUUUUUUCUUUUUAUUUUAAUAGAGAGAAUAGCAAUCACUGCCCCACUUUUCUUCCCUUUCCACACUCCACUUUGCAAAUUAGCAAAUGUUUCCACCAUCUCUGCCUCAUCUGUAUUUUUCUUUUCCAAGCUAUUUCCUGAAUGCUCUUUCUGAAUCCCUUGCUGCUCUUUGUACAUGAGGAUGAAUUCCUGCAACUUACAUUGUUGGUGCUGUAACAUCCUACACGGUUACUUCCACUAGCUUUACCUGAAGUGCUCAGAAGAAGGAAGUGCCUGCACACACUGUUUAAAGAUACACAAAUUACUAUGUACAAAGACGAGGGGAAGUCAGGGCAAAAGCAGAAUGCAGGCACUACUGGAAAAAUACCUGGACAGGGAAAGGGUCUAAAGUCAUACUCUUCAGUCCAAUUCCGCCUUGGCACACUCAAAACCUGUAUCAGGAUCUAGAGCUCGAUUUUGCAAACCUUGCACAACUAACACAAGCCUUGCCUCCAGGUAUUCUGUUUGCUGUUGGCCUGGAGUCACACUCCAGGUUAACCUGCCAAGCUAGGCAAUAGCAUAAGCGAGUCAAAACCACAGACAACUUCAAGCCACGUGACCUCACCUUUAUCCUCCAGAUGGCAUUUGGCCACGGAGGGGGUCUAACCUGGGUACUUGUCAUCUGGUGACAGUUAAGAUGAUCCAAGCUCACCAUCAUAUAUAGCACCACCACAUUCAAAAGAGCAAAUGAAGAAAGAUAUCUCUCUGCAAAUGUAUUUUAAAUCUCUGAGUGUGACUUUAGCACUGCAUUGUAUUUUCCAACACAAUCUAAAAGUAUCAGGAGUCCUGUGUAGAGUUUGCAGAGCAAAAAGGAUGUGUACUAUAUGUUUCCUACUAUACCUCUUCUGAUGGAAUAAAUAUCAAAUAGAAAAAUCAGUCUAAACUUAUUUUGAAAACUGCAUGGCCAGCUUAUGCAGUAGCUAGAUAUGUGGCAAGGUUACAGCAUUACUCUCUAAGGAGAAUACAAUUAAUAUGCGUAUAUAUUUUGUUCAAUUCAAGCACUGUGUAGUCUCCAAGUUCUGCUAUGAGAAGUAUGGAUCACUUCUCGUUAUCCUUCCUAUUCCAAACCACAGUAUUUAUCACAGAUGUGUACAAUGCAGCGGCAUAGCUUAGGCCUGUUAUAUAGGUCAGUAUCUGCAAUGCACAUGAGAACAUAGUUUGCCACUGCAAAGGAGAGUGGCUGCAAAAUCUAUUUUGGAUAAUCCAAUUUAUAUUUGAGGAAAUCAAUGUGUGGUCAUUUCUAGAACUGUGAAUAUAAGGCAACUGCUGCAUGCUUGUAUAUUUGAUAAGUUUUAUUAUACUAUAUCCUUAUAUGAAUGCCUAUGCAGUGUAAAUGCUUUAAUAUAAGAUACUUAAUGUUUUUUUUACACAUUAUUUUAUAAACAAUGUUACAUUUUACUGCAUGUUUAUUCAUCUUUUUGUGUUGGUACAAUGUGCAAGCUGCAAGACACAUGAUUUUAAUAACUUGCACAGCAGCUAUUCAAAUCCAUUAUAAAAACAUGUUCUUAUGUAAAGACUUAAUUUGGCAAGAAAUGUGCUUCCUUUAGACAAUGGGCUUGGUUCACAGCAAUACCUGCGUACUUAACAUUUAUUUAUUAAAAAAAAAAAAAUACAACAUUAUCCCUGAAUCCAUAAAUGGGACCAUUGAGUCUGCUGCGAACCACUGUGUUGGUAUGCUUUUGUACCUUUGAAAAUGUAAAUCUGCAUUUACUAGGAAAACAGAUGACCUGUCCUGAUUGCAAGGUGUAAUUGAAAAAAUCCAAUCCUGAGCAGCCACUGUCUUUGGUGCUGCAGGAUGACAAUGUAGCAAUCUUUUUUUUUCCUUUAAACAAUACUUAAAGUUCAUACUCAUGACCUUAAUUUAGAUAGUUCAUGUUACUUGAUUGUGAACUGGGCCCACUGUUUACAGUAUUACUAUUCAUAACCAAAGUUCAAUGCAAUUAACAAAAUUGAUCUAAUUCAUUUGCUUGGAAGAAAAAAGAGAAGAGGCUGCUUUUGCUGAUGUUUUGGAGAGCUGGCUUGAUACAGAGUGUUGCUUCUGUACCAAUGCAUUUUAAAUGUAAGGAAAUCACUGGCUGAAAGACUGAUGGCUAAGACAGCAUUGUCAGUGGUAAUAUACUGCUGGAAACUAAGUUACCAAUGACAUAACAUAAAUCAAGGUAGUAAUUAAUUAAUUUAAAGAUAUGUAAAUACUGAUUUUAAUGCUGCAGCAUCAUAGAGAUCAUUUUUCACUGCUUUGAUAUCCAAGGAUUCCUAGUACUACACAAACGUAUUUUAUCUGCUCCAUUUUUUAGGUUCGGUACUUUCAUUCAAAGCAAAGUAACUCCCAUUUCUUUGUACUGCACUGAAAUAAAGAAUCUUGUUUCAGUACAUAA
Molecule: messenger RNA, 16454 nt
Organism: Passer domesticus (house sparrow)
Lineage: Eukaryota; Metazoa; Chordata; Aves; Passeriformes; Passeridae
Gene: PLD5
Product: phospholipase D family member 5
Exons: 20
Coding region: 4225-5544 (439 amino acids)
Molecular function (GO): catalytic activity
Source: RefSeq, a predicted model, not a curated record